Molecule: messenger RNA, 1887 nt
Organism: Aedes albopictus (Asian tiger mosquito)
Lineage: Eukaryota; Metazoa; Arthropoda; Insecta; Diptera; Culicidae
Product: UDP-glucosyltransferase 2
Exons: 5
Coding region: 179-1735 (518 amino acids)
Molecular function (GO): UDP-glycosyltransferase activity
Source: RefSeq, a predicted model, not a curated record
AAAGAUAACGUAGGUAAUGAACAUAUAACCUUGGCCGUGCUGAAUUCAGUUGGCUCUCGCGCUUAUUUUUAUCUUCUAGCGUUGAACCAAUUGAUGGGAAUGAGUUUCAAUUUAGUUGGAACUUUGGUGUCAAGCAAUGUGGCCUGCGUGAAGAGCUUCCUCCGAAUCAGUGCACAGAAUGGCGAAAGUAGCAAGUGUUGUAUUUACCGUGAUAUUGCUGGCCAAUGUUACCUUUGGAGCUAACAUUCUCUGCCUGUUUGGAGUAGCCAGUCCAAGUCAUCAUAUUUGGAAUCGAGCCAUUGCACAUGAAUUGGCGAGCAAAGGUCACAAUGUUACCAUCAUUUCAGCAGAUGUUGAGAAGAAUACUCCACAGAACGUCCACUAUGUUGAGCUCGAGCAAACCUACCCGGAAUUGUACAGCGGACCACACAAUAUCGACCUUCUUGAAAUGGCCAAUGAAAACGUGUUCAAGUCCAUUGUCUCGUUCUAUAACGAAUUCAUAAUCACGGAGUGCAGAGGUAUCUUGAAAUCGAAAGGUUUGGAAUUUAUCAAGAACUAUCCGGACAAUUUCAAGUUCGAUCUGGUGAUCCACGAUAUGACCUGUGGAGGGUGCAUGCAUGGAUUGUUGCACAAGUUCGGUUACCCACCGCUGGUAAGCGUAACAGCAUUUAACAACCCACCCUAUGUGACCGAUGUCGUCGGAGGACACAAACACGUCGCCUACAUUCCAUUUUACUCUUUGCGAUAUGGUACCGACAUGACCUUUAUGCAACGCGUUCAUAAUACACUUUUAUAUGUGAUAGAUUACAUCUAUCGAACAUACUUCUGCUACCCCAAGAUGGAUCGCAUGGUUCAAGACUACUUCCAGUACAAGGACAUGCCAUACGUCCCUGACAUGGAUCACCUCAGCAAGAUUAUACUAGUCAACGCACACCACUCCAUCGAUUUUCCUGAGCCUGCGCCACCAAACCUAAUCCCUGUUGGUGGUUUGCAAAUCCAAAAACCCAAGCCACUUCCGAAAGAUAUCGAAGAUUUCAUCAAUGCCGGAAAGAAAGGAGCCGUCCUCUUCUCGCUGGGCACCAACAUUCGAAGCGAUGAACUUGGCAAGGAACGUCAGCAAAUGUUCAUUGAUGCCAUCAGACAACUACCGGAUUAUAACUUCCUGUGGAAAUUUGAGUCUGAUUUGGACUUGAAGCUGCCCAAAAAUCUCAUCAUAAGGAAGUGGUUGCCGCAGAGCGAUAUGCUGGCUCAUCCGAAAAUAAAGGGCUUUAUCACACACGCUGGAUUGCUCAGUAUGCAUGAGGCUACUUGGCAUGGAGUUCCCAUGAUUGGGAUACCUUUCAUUGCUGAUCAGCAUCGGAACUUGGAAAAGUGCAUCCGCAUGGGUGUGGCCGAGCGCAUCGUCUUCCAAACACUAACGACAAACCAAAUUCGUGACACCGUGCACAAAGUGCUGGAAACUCCUUCUUACCGCGAGAACAUGAAACGGGUAUCUAGUCUCUUCCAGGAUCAACCGGAGAAACCUCUGGAUCGUGCCAUCUGGUGGAUCGAAUGGGUACUGCGUCAUCCUGACUACGAAGGUCUGCAGUCACCUGUGCUGAAACUCGGAUUCCUCAGAAGCAACUUGGUCGAUGUGAUUGGUUUCUUCUUAUUAGCGUUUUUAAUGGUAUUUGUAAUGGCGAAGAAAAUGCUGCGCAAGGGACGUCAUAUCGAUAAGCAAAAGAAAAACAAGUGAUCGAACUACUGUUUGAAUGAAAAUACUAAGAUUUUACCUCACUUUUUUACUUUCCACAGACACUACAGACUUUUUUACAGCUUUAAGGCAUUUCAAUAACUGGCACAUUAUGUACAAAAUAGCGGCAAUAAUAAAAAUCAAACAAAUAAACA